Molecule: messenger RNA, 1055 nt
Organism: Rhizophagus irregularis DAOM 181602=DAOM 197198
Lineage: Eukaryota; Fungi; Glomeromycota; Glomeromycetes; Glomerales; Glomeraceae
Cellular component (GO): catalytic step 2 spliceosome
Source: RefSeq, a predicted model, not a curated record
GCACUCACUUGACGCUUUCUAAUAGACCUUUUAUUCUUUUUUUUGCUAGCUUUUACUCAACGCGUAUACUAAUCAUUAGGUAUGGCAACAGACAUCUCUGAACUCGAUAAGAAUGCUGAUGUAGUUCCAAGUCAAACUGUAGUAACUUCGAGCAUUGUAAUCCCUUCUACGUCUACUGCUAAACGUUCUAGUCGUAGUGAUGCCUUGCCGAAGCGGCGUGCUAGUAGUGAAAUCUCUAGACAUAAUACGGAGGAGGCAAAAAGACCUCGAUUGGAUAUGACUAACAAUGAAGUUAAGAAGCGAAGCCAGAGAAUAUUUGGAAUGCUACUAGGCACUUUAACUAAGUUUAAAAAUGAAAGUCAAAAUAAAACUGAAGCUGAAAUCAAACGUGAGCAAAUUGACCAAAAGCUUCAAGAGAAGUUAAAAAAAGAUCAUGAAGAAUUGGUUGAAAAAAUGAAAAGAGAAGAGCAAGAACGAAAAGAAAAGAUUGCAAGAGAAAAAAGAGAGGCCGAAGAAAAAAGAAUAAAUGAUUUGAAAGAAUGCUGGAAGAAUCAAAAGAGGAAUCUGGCCAAUUUUCUCUGCACUACUACUGAACCUCCUUUAUAUUAUCUUCCAGCUAGAUUAUCUCAACCGAUGUUGGAGACUAUAGCGGUACAGAAACGCCAUUUAGCGUUAACACUUUCUUCUUCAAUACAUCAAGAUGGAAUCUCGACAAAUGAGGAUGAAAAUAAUGCUGAAGAUAUCGAUAUGGCAGAGAAAUCUAAUGAAGAAGAAGACCAACAUAAUAAAGAAGAAACUGAAGAAAGUCCAGGGGACAUAAAAGUGGAAACUGAACAACCAGAAGUUAAAUUUGAAGAACCUUCCGACAAAGUUGAAGAUCAAGGAGAGAAUAGCGCAGUGGAGACAGUGGAAAAUGCUGCAGACGACUAUACAGAUACUAAUGAUGUGGUCCAAGAAGAAAAUCAGACUAAAGAUGUUGUAAAUACAGUUGAUAGCAAGGACGAUCCGGUAGAGUAUUAAUUAUAUGUAUAUAGUUUAAAUUAUAAUUUUUAUUA